This is a messenger RNA of Danio aesculapii, 7249 nucleotides long. It is a transcript of the gene clmna, whose product is annotated as calmin a. The transcript is spliced from 13 exons. The record is from RefSeq and is a predicted model, not a curated record. Gene Ontology annotation, cellular component: nuclear outer membrane; meiotic nuclear membrane microtubule tethering complex; cytoplasm. Bases 269 to 3580 code for a protein of 1103 amino acids. Gene Ontology annotation, biological process: nuclear migration. Gene Ontology annotation, molecular function: actin filament binding. NCBI's taxonomy places the organism in Eukaryota, Metazoa, Chordata, Actinopteri, Cypriniformes, Danionidae.
GGUUUUUUCCUCCCACAUUUCCCUCUCAUUUUCCUCCUCACAGCAGCGCUGGAGAGACUUUGUUGUGUGUCACGAGGAAUCAAAGUAACUUUACUGGAGCAAUGCGGGAGCCGAGCACCAGCAUCUUAUCGGAUCUAGACCCCUGAAACCCGCACAAACUCCACUCAUGGCCACCGCCUGGCCACCGGCCACACAGAGUACUUUAUAACAGAGAUCUGCGGAGAUCACGGGACGGAAGCUUCUUAAAACGAGCAGCUGUUUGAUCCAGAUGGCGGGACACGAAUGUGAUGGUUGGUUUGAACGGGAGGAAUUGAUCGGGCAGAUCAGCGACAUCCGAGUGCAGAAUCUGCAAGUGGAGCGAGAGGUGGUGCAGAAGAGGACGUUCACCAGAUGGAUGAAUCUACAUCUAGAGAAGUGCAAUCCUCGUAUGGAGGUGAAGGAUCUGUUUCGUGAUAUCCAGGAUGGGAAGAUGCUGAUGGCUCUUCUUGACGAACUCUCAGGAAGCAAACUACUGCACGGGUUUAAGCCGUCCUCGCAUCGCAUUUUCAGACUCAAUAACAUCGCCAAGGUAUUGGCAUUUCUGGAAGAAAGAAACGUGAAAUUAGUCAGCAUCGAUGCAACGGAUAUCGCAGAUGGCAAUCCAUCCAUAGUGCUCGGGCUUAUCUGGAAUAUCAUACUGUUUUUCCAGAUCAAGGAGCUCACAGGGAACAUUAAGAGCCAGUUUCCAUCGUCCUCCAGUCUGUCGUCAAUCCCGACCAGCUCCGAUUCGGACACGUCCCACUCCAGCACACCCACAGAUGAGAGGAAGCCCACCGUCGCUCCACGGGGUCAUGGGAAGGUCAUCAAAACCCUCCUGCAGUGGGUCCAGAGACGGACUAGAAAAUAUGGAGUUGCUGUGCAGGACUUUGGGAAGAGUUGGACGAGUGGUCUAGCUUUUCUUGCUGUGAUAAAGUCCAUUGACCCCAGUUUGGUGGAUAUGAGGAGGGCUUUUCUCCGAACACCCAGAGAGAACAUUGAGGAGGCAUUCAGAACGGCACACUACAGUCUUGGCAUCCCGAAACUCCUUGAACCAGAGGAUGUGAUGCUCAAUCCCCCUGAUGAGCAGUCCAUAAUGACCUAUGUGUCCCAGUUUCUGGAGCACUUUCCUGGAAUUGAGGAGGAUGACACAUCAGAUAUUCGGGAAAGAAGUAAAGCCAGAGCUCGUAUGGAUGAUGCUCCCGUUUGGAAUGGAGUACAGAGGAAACGGGAGUCUUAUAUGGUUAAGAAAGACUCGGUUCAUCCACCACCCAAGAUCUUUAUCUCCUCAGUGUCUGAGGAGCGUGAGCAGAUCACCUCCCCAGUCCUUUUGCAGACUACUGAGGACAGACCGUGGGCCCACGAAGGGUCGACAGUGGGCCCAAGUUCUACCAAUGACAAGCCUGUUUAUCCCCCCUUGGACUUGAACAAAGACCCAUCCACAACUAGCUCUCCACAACCUUCAUUCUCGGAUUCUGCUGUCAACUCUCCAGACUCAUGGAGUGAGGUACAUAGUGAGACUACUAACUCUCAUCGGAUUAUUGAAGAGCCAAUAAGAGAGAUACGACAGGAGAGAGAUACGACGGGUACUGUUGAAGUGACCUCAGAUUUAGGGUCUCCAUUUUCACCAGAAAGCACACCAGAAAAUCAUUUGGACCGCGAGCUUUUUAUUGACGAGGGCAACUAUUCCCUUGGCUCCAUGGAUAGUUUACAUGCCAAAUCCACUGCGGCAUCUGAGGAGGACGAUGCUUACAAGUACAUCCUAGACCUGAAAGAAGAACAGUCUAAUAAUCCUUUGCCCAGUGAUGAAUCUUGCUUAGAAGAAUCCAAAACCAAUCCUUCGGAAAACCAGGAAGGAGAGAAACCAUCUUCUGAAGAUCCUUCAUGUUUGGAAAGUGACUCUGGUUUCUUUCAGGAUAGUAAGGAAGCCAUGCUAGCUCAACCUGAGGUUGAAAGUCCUCUCCUAUCCACAGUUGAUGAAGCAGUGAAAUCAGAUUCCUUUCAGGAUGACAUUGAGUCUUCCAAUACACAAGCCAUUCAGAGGGACACUCUCGAAUCGACAGAUAGACCUGAGGAAAAAUUGGUCACAUUUGAGUAUGACAGUGAGCCUGAGUGUCCAGUUCUGCAAUACGAGAGAGUUUCUAUAUCAGGAAGUGAAGAGGAUAUUAAACUGUGCACCGAUCUGACUGAAGAACCAACAGAGGAACUGAGCAAAAACGAUCUAGCAAAUGGUCAUUCUGAGACCAAUGAGGACUUCAAUCAUGGUGAACAAGCAGGUGUCUUGCAAAGUGAGGUAAAGGAUGUUGUACUUGAUGAUCAAGAAAAACCAGUUUCAGAUCAGAGCCAAUCAGAAGUUGAGGUUCAUGAUGAAGAUCAGGUGUGUUAUAUGUGUGGAGGUCCAGUGGCGAAGAGUUCGGGGGAUUCUAGUGAACAGGGGGACUAUUGUCUGUCUCAUUCAAGCUCAACCGAGAGAGACUGUAAUUCAGAUUCGAGACAUUUUACUGAAUCAGAUGCAGGUGGAAACUUUGAGAACAAUCCAAGGGAGCAGAACAAUGAAUUAAAUGGAACUGUAAGUGAUCUCAAGAAUGAGCCAAGAGAGAGGAAAGGCAUUCGUGAAGAUCGGCUUGUUAUAGGUAAGAGCAACUUGGAAAAUGGGUCAGACGGCAUAAGGAGGACAGAGUUUUCCCACAAUAUAAAUGGUGAAAGUCAAGCUCAGGUUUCAGACAAUACUGUGCCUGGAGGAGACCAUGAUAACAGACCUGUAUCAGUAGUGCACUCCCGGAAAUCUGUCACAGAGGCCUUACUUGACCCUCUUUCAGACUCUAACAUCACUGAUGGAGAAAAAGACUCCAUAUUAACCCAAAGCCCACACAGACAUUUUCCAGAAUUGUCCAGCAUUGAGUCACCAAUUGAACCGGAUACCACCUGUGAGGACGCAGAACCCAUUAUUGGUGUCCGUGGGUUCCCAGAAAGGCGUCCUGCAGAGUUGCGUCUGUCCCUUAGCAUGACUCCGCUUCAGCCGGCACCUCCAAAGCGCUCAUUUACCGAAUCAGAUACUGACACCGAAGAUGCUUCAGAAGACCACAGCAAUGGAUAUAAGUCAAAAAAGGGCAGAGCAGGAUCUUUGCUACUCCAGGAGCAAAGCCCGUUUGACAGGCACCCGGGAGAAUGGGGUGCAGUGGAGCCCGAUUCACCAGCUGAGCAUUGUGAGCUCAUUAAGACAGAUGACGACCUGACCGGCGCUGGUGCCAGAGAAAGCACUGGAGCUCUGAGGGAAGGAGCUGUGACGGAUGCAAGCCCACUGUUGACUACUAUACAUUUGAGAAAGACCAUUGACUCCAGUGAAUUAAAGGGACAAAAUGGGAAGACUUUAGAUGACAUCAAAGUGGAUGGUACUAUAAUCAACAAAAGCUCAGAGAGUAAGAGUCCAGAAAGCACAUCUGAAGCCCUGUCUGACCUUGUGUUCAUCCUCUUGACUGCGUGGCUCUUCGUUUACUGCCUUCUUGUCCUGCCUCAGAUUGACUCAAGGACGCUUCCUAAACUCCUCUUCAACAUGGACGAAUGAUUGCAACAUUAACCAACAAGAAAAUUCAUUCUCACACACUGAUACAUCUGCUUCCUAAUAAAAAUGGAGUAGUUCACCUGAAAAUUAAAGGGCAGACAUUGUUUUAAAUAUUUCAGUGUAAGAUGAGGGUAAGUAAAUGAGGACAGAAUUGGGUUUUAGUCCAUUGUCCAUUACAAGAUUAUUCUAAUUAUCAUUAUUUUAAUUGCAAUUGUAACUUCUCCUUUUAAUACAUUUUUCCACUUUUAAAUAAGAUUUUUUUUAAUUCUGAGAAAAAACUAAAAUAAAUGUAGAACUUUGAGAUUCUAGAAAAAAAUGUGUAAGAUAUGGGAAAAAAGUCAGAAUUAAAAAACUUUCAGACACACACACAAAUCAAAGAUAAAAGCUACAACUGAAAGACAUAAACUUUUGAAUUUAAUGUAAAAACUAAAAAAGAAAUUACACUAAACUCUGAAAGAAACGUCAGAAUAAACUCAGAGUGUUGAGAUCUAAAAAAGGGCUCAGAGAAAAAAAAUUAGAAACAAAGAAUCUUCAGACUAUAUCUUCAGACUUCACAAACCUGCAUUUGCAAUUUUUCCUCAUUGCGGUAAAGUUGAUUUCAUAUUCGCACAUUCGGACAUUCUCCUUAAUAUUAUAAUUUCAGAAAAGUAUUAUUUGCAAAUUCUAAAUAGGGAAAUCAUAAUAGCAGCCAAUGACUAUCAAAGUACAAAAUUGUUCACAAUCAAUUUGAUAGCGCUAAUGUUGUUUUGAAGUCAUACUAAAGGGGGUCGCACACCAGAUGUGCCGCUCGGCAACGUGCCAUAUCGCGCCAGCCAUGCAGCAUCAUGCAAUUUUAGAAUUUUAAAUAUAAGUUUCUAUCAGGGUAUGCUCACCGGCGCCGCAAGUCGGCCGCUGUCCAUGGCGCCAAGCCACGACUUGGGACACUGUUUAUAUUUCUGCCGCGACACAGAGCGUCAUCUGAAUAGUUUCAUUUAAAAUUUAACAUACAAAUGUGCGCGUAUGGUGUCCGAUACUUUCAACUGUCAUGUGCGCGCCCUGUCGCGGCGCAUCUGGUGUGCGACCUGCUUUAGACUGCAUCUGAAAUCACCUACUAAGUAGGUACUGCAUUUGAAUUUACUACUCGACCAUUGAAAAGUACGUUCUAUACAGUAUGAAUGCGAGUAGUAGGCAUGGACGUACUACAUCCGCUAUUUUGUCAUGGUCACGUGAUCUACCCGCAUCAGUUGCAUUGCUUCUCUCCGAUUCAUGAAUUCUCUCAUGGGGCAUCAUGGGAUUGCGUACCAUGCAUCUAUUGCUGCGACUCAAUUCGCAUACUAUCCAUUCUAAGUAGUAUUCGAAAAUAGAAUUAGUAUGUCCCAAACCAUAGUAUGUUGGAAAGAGUAUGCCAAAGGUUCCUGGAUAGUUUACGAUUUCUGGUAAAAACCCAUAGGUCUCAAAUCAAUUCCUGGAGGGCCGCGCCUCUGCACAGUUUUGCUCCAACCCUAAUCAAACACAGCUGAUCUUUCAGUGUCUUGUAGUCUUGAACAUGUUGAUUAGUUGGAUGAGCUGCUUUUGAUCAGGGUUGGAGCAAAACUGUGCAGAGCUGCAGCCCUCCAGGAACCUACUUUGAGACCUAUGCUCUAACUGCUAAUAUUGCCCACAAUACAUUGCACAUUGGACGGCAAUUUAAACAAACUACAAACAUGGCGGAUGCGCAAGAUUAAGCGUCAAGUAGAGAGGCUGCGGUAAAGUUGUUUGAACGACUGUUAAUCAAUAUCUAGCAACUGGAACAUCUUUAAAUCUCGUUUUCCGUGUUACAGUAUAUUUCAUCAGCAACAAUGGAACUUAUAUCAAGAUAUGUUUGGACAUUAACUUCUGAAUGCGGAAUUAUCCAAAGACCUGAGGAGAUUUCUCUGCAUGAAAGACUCACAAAUGGCAGAUUAUCCUGCUGCUGCUUCUCCAGUAAAGUAGGUAAUGGGGAUGAUGUGUUGAGAUGAUUGACGAGGCAUAACUAUGCAACAUAAUGAUCUGUUAUUGAGGAAGUAGUAUGUCCCAAAGCUUGCAUACUCUUCUGUCACAUACUCAAAAGUAUAUACUUUUACUUUACAAAAAAAAAAACAUACUUUUAGGGCAUAGUAUACGUGUGUGAAUUCGGAUGCAGUAACAGUUUUAGCGUACUAUAUAGUAUGGAAGUAUGCGAUUUCGAACGCAGCCUUACUGUAUUUAUAAUUUCAGACCGAAUAUUAAAAUUAGCAUGGUAAACAAUAUGGGGACCGUUAAAAUAAAUGAAUGUGCAAAUAUAAAACCACCUUUACCUCAAUUUUUUCUUCACUUGCAAAUAAGGAAGUCAUAAUUCACUUACUUUUCUUUGGCUGAGUCCCUGCCUUUAUCAGGGGUCGCCAUUGUGAAAUGAACCGCCAGGAUGUCAGAAUUGUGAGAUGAAAGCAAAUUUGAAAUAUAUAUAUAUAUAUAUAUUUGUUCUUUCUUUUUUAUGAUGGAAAUAAGCUUUUAAUACCAGGACUCAAUGUAAACUUUGGGGAAAAUUGUCCAUGUCGAUCAGCUUGGUUGCCUUUUGUAUUUCAGUUCACACCUGCACACAAAGAAAGUGUUUUUUUCCAUUUGGUUGGAGGGUUUUUGCAAUCAGAUAACAUUUAUUCUGGGUAAUAUUCUUAUGCUUUAGAUGCACAUGCAGCACAACUACACAACUGAUUAUUUAUGAUGCUUUUGAAGAACAUGCUUUUUGGCCUUUAUGUUGUUGUUCGUAUGUUAAUUGAAGAAUUUGUAUAAAACGAGUGCUUUUCUGGUAUGCUUUACAGCUGUUAUGCUACGAGUUUUUGAAUGUAUCUUUUUAAAAGUGACCACAUUAUAUAGGCCCCUUUAUUUUGUGCAUUAAAUUGUAAAAAUGAAGGUGUUUUAGCACAAAUACAUGCUUAGAUUAUGUUCCACUAAUAUUUUGCCAGGGUAUUAUGGUUUAUAUAUUAAAAAGAAAAUCCAUUAUAGGGCUUUCUAAGAUAAGAGACACUUUUGAUGGUGUCAACAGCACUUUUAUGAAACAAGAACUGCCAAAGAUUUAGUUCGAGAUGUAAUCUAUGCCCGAUAUGGUGAACAAAUUAUGAAUUAUUAUUUUAAUAUUAAAUCCUGCACUCACAGAAGGUAUUUUAUGCAUUUUACAAAAUGCAAGAAGAGCACAUUAAAGACUUAAACAUGUUUAUUGGUCAUUUUACACAUUUAUAAAUGCAUUAUAUUGACUGAAUUUGUAAUAUUUUGGACACUGAAGUUGUUAACGGUGGUUUUAUGGGUCUCGGGACUGAUAUAAAUCCAUAAACUGAAGGAUUGAGCCUGUAGGGCUUGUAAUGUGUUGUAAAAAGUUUGUUUUCUUCUUAUACUUUACUAAAUUUUAACCCGAAAUGUUCACCUCCACAGAACACAGUGCCAGUUGCAUGAUCAUUAAUUAAUGUAAACUCUGGACAAAAGCAGAUUGUUAAUGCAUCCUGAGCAAUUUCUAAGCCUACAAAAUACAUCCAAACCUGCAAACAAGCCAAACUUUCUGCAUGAGAAUGUGUAUGAGGAAUAACUUGUCUUUAACAAGAUUUUUAAAAGUCACCAAGUGAAACUAUGUCCUGCUUUUGUAAAGAAAAUUGUUCAUUUUCAUGUUAAAAUGCACUGGAGUGCAAUAAAUGAUAUAUCCUUUUA